Molecule: messenger RNA, 1560 nt
Organism: Papaver somniferum (opium poppy)
Lineage: Eukaryota; Viridiplantae; Streptophyta; Magnoliopsida; Ranunculales; Papaveraceae
Product: probable transcription factor At1g11510
Exons: 1
Coding region: 189-1352 (387 amino acids)
Biological process (GO): regulation of DNA-templated transcription
Cellular component (GO): nucleus
Source: RefSeq, a predicted model, not a curated record
UCAAAAUUCUCUCGAUUUAUUUUCGGUUUUUUCUCGAGACAGAUUUUGAACCCCUAUAAAACCUCUCGUUCUUCUCCCUCUCGAUUUAUAUUCAGCUUUUUCUCGAGACAGAUUUCGAACCCUAUAAAACCUCUGGUUCUUCUCUCGGAUUCUCAAUUUCCUUAAACCUUGAACCCUAAUUUCUUACAAUGACUUUAAAGAAUCUACCUUCUGUUUCAUCUUCUUCUGCCUCUGAAGAAGAAAGAGAGGUCGAAGAGGAAGUAGUUAACAACAAAAAAGAAGAAAGUGACGAUAGCGAAGAAGAAGAAGAAGAAGAAGAAGGCGGAGAUGAUGAUGAAGAAACUGAGAAAUCAAGAUUCUAUGUUGUUCCAAACUCUAAAUCCAAAUCUAAAUAUGCUGAAGAAGAAGAAGACUCUGACGAUGAUUCGGAAUCUGAUGAACAAAUCCCAAUUGAAAAGGAAAAGGAAGUCAAGAAACCCAAACACACUUCCAUUCCUGCCAAACGUCCUGCUGUUACUCCUGCUGCCAAACCACGGGUUCAAGCAGAGAAAUCCGCAAAACGGAGGAAGAAGAACAAUGAUGCGAAUGGUGGAGAAGAGUCUGAGAAGAAAUCAGCGAGAGUGUGGACUGAAGAAGGUGAGAUUGUUCUUCUGCAAGGAAUGGUUGAUUAUAUCAAGAAAGGUAAAUGCCCUAAUACUGAUUCAAAUGGUUUUUAUGAGUUUAUUGAGGGCUCUAUUGAUUCUGAUGUUAGUAAGGAGCAAUUGUCUAGCAAAAUUAGACAUGCCAAAGUGAGAUAUAGGCAGAAUGAGGCCAAAGAGAUGAGUGGGGAAGUGUUGACAUUUUCCAAAUCCCAUUUUGAGAAUUGUUAUGAGUUGUCAAAGAUGAUAUGGGGUGCUGAUAGGAAACAAGAAAAUGAUGGUAGAAAGAAAAAAGGAAAAGAUGGUGAAGGUGAAACAAUUGAGGUGGAUGGUGCUACAAACGGUAAGAGUAAGAGUAGGAAGAAAAAAGCUAGUAAUGAUGCAGGUGUUUCGGAGAAACAUGAAGAAGGUGUUAAGGUAGAUGAUGUUGCUGAUCAAUUGAAAGCAACAGUUGAAAAAGAAGAAGAAGAAGAGAGUUUUGGAUUGAAUGAAUUGAUUCUGUCUAAGGAGCAAAUUAUUAGGCCACCUCCCGGUUUGGAAAGUUUUCUAAAUAGAAGAGCUUUUCGAUUGAUUGAUCCUACAAAGGGGAAGACACUUGAAAAGAAAUGGAAGGACUUACAGGUUGCAGAGACGGAGUUGUUCUUGAAAAGGAUUGAUUUGGUUCGUGAAUACUCAUCGUUGGCUUUGGAGGCACUGAAAUCACCAACUUCUUAAGGUUUCUUCUUUUGACUCACUCGAUUAUAAUCUGGUUUUUGUCUUCUUAAUAGCAUAGGUGGGGGAGGUUCAGUGUUGAAUGUUAUGUCUAUUGAGAAGUUUCGGGGUUUUAGUUUUAUGUUGCUAUAGGAGUAUGGUUCAUAAUUUUUUUUCCACUUAAUAUCUGCAUCUGUUCGUGGUUAUACAUCUACACAUUUUAUUUUUCUUA